Paramecium tetraurelia is the source of this 411-nucleotide messenger RNA. RefSeq lists its product as uncharacterized. NCBI's taxonomy places the organism in Eukaryota, Ciliophora, Oligohymenophorea, Peniculida, Parameciidae. The transcript has 3 exons. The record is from RefSeq and is a predicted model, not a curated record.
AUGAAUAGAAGAAAGAAUGAACAUAUUCAUAAUGCAUAUGAAAGGAUUUUAGAAAUUAAAAAGAGGAUUUAUAAGUCCUAGACUUAAUUCCCUUCAUUCCUUUGGCAUCAUAUGUUAAUGUACAAUAUUUCCUUAAAUUUCAAUUUUAUUUACAUGCCUCCAGGUUUCUAAUAAUAAUUGAAGUUUAUCAAACCUAGAAAAUUGAGAACUUGGUUUGAUGAUAUUCCAAUUUUAGUCGGAGUUGAAGAGUUUGAAUAGAUAGAAACUUGCGCAAUUUGUCUAUUAGAACUAAAUGAAAAAAAUGUUAUCAAAAUACUAAAAUGUAAUCACUUUUUCCAUUAAGAAUGUAUCAAACAAUGGCUAUAACUCAAAGCAGAAUGUCCAACCUGCAGAGAUCAACUUAACAAAUGA